Messenger RNA from Lactuca sativa (garden lettuce), 2747 nucleotides. RefSeq names its product DUF724 domain-containing protein 7. NCBI's taxonomy places the organism in Eukaryota, Viridiplantae, Streptophyta, Magnoliopsida, Asterales, Asteraceae. The record is from RefSeq and is a predicted model, not a curated record.
ACAAAUCAGCUUUUUAUAGAAAAUGGAGAAAAUUGGGCAAUUGGGGACUAGAAACACGUUAGGGUUUUUGGAUAAAAUGCCUGUCAAAAGUACUGCGAGGACGGGAAAAACCCUCGGGACUCAUUCUUAACAAAAAGGUCUCCGAUCGGAUUCAACUCCCACGAAAAAGGUUUCGACGGUCCUCCUUCCAUUUCCACGACUGAAAACGCCGAUUUCCGGCGACAGUACCCCCUCCCAACUUCAUCAACUUCUUCUGUAUAUCGAAUACCAUAGUAGUUUGAGAGAACACGCGCCCGUUUAUUGUCGUUGGCCGUCACAUCUUCUUGCUAGUGACAGUUCCGUUUCGCAUUUGGAGCUGAACGACGUUAUUGAUUCUAUUUAGCGAGACAGGUGGUGGACCGGCGUCAUCGCAGGACCUGUAGAACACUGCCAUCACAUUCCAGAACUCUCCGGACGGAAUUCAUUUUUGAAUUCGGGUCAAGCGAAAAUGGGUUGAUGGCAAAUGGAUCCGACCCGAGGAGCAGCAAGAUCGAUCAUCGGGGUAGGCGUAAAGGUGGAAGUGUGGUUUGAGGAAGACGAUUUACGCGAUGCUUGGUUCCCUGCAACUGUAAUUGAAGACUUGGGAAACAAUCUAUUCCUUAUUGAAUACCAGUGUGAUGAGGCAGAGUUUCGUAAAGUCACAGUAGAUCAUCAUCACAUUCGCCCCUCAACCCCUCCGAUUAGGGAUACGAAUUUUGUUUUGUUAGAGAAGGUAGAUGCUUUUUAUGAUUUUGGCUGGUGGACUGGUGUAAUUACCAAAAAACUUGCUGAUAGUAGGUAUAUUGUGUAUUUUAAACACACAAACAAGGAGAGAGAAGUCAGUCACCUGGAAUUAAGGCUGCAUGUUGAGCAUGGUGAAUCAAGCUCUGUGAAGCGUAUCACUGAAGAGAGAUCAGGUGUUUUGUUAAACUUUACGGGUCCAAUUGACAAACAAACUUCCAUUGUAGCAUCAACAAUGAAGAGAACAAAGGUAACAAGUGCUGGCAGCAAUGAUAAACAUCUGAAGCCUUCUAAGAAGUUAAAGCCUGGAAUCACUUUUGAUGAUCAAACCCUAUCAGAUGUGGGAGGAAGUAAAGAAGCAAGCAACCCAACUGCAACUGAGAAUCUUUCUCGCAGAAAGAGAGUGCUUGUUAACCGAGAAAAGAAUAUCGAGUCGAGCAGUCCAGUGAUUACUUCUGCAAGAAAGAAGGGGAGAUCUGCAGCUGAUUCUAGAGGCGUGAAAGCUUUACCCCAAGGGGAGGUGAAAAUACAAACCCCAAAGAUUGUUGAGAAGGAGCAUGUUCCCAGAGAGUUUGGUCCUCCUGUUACAUGUGUUAUGGGUUUGCAAUGUAAAGCGCUGACUAUCUCACAAACCAAGAAUGUGAAGAAAAUCGUGGAGUCAGGUGUUCCAUUGACACCCAAGACAACAGGCAAUCAGGAGGAAAAGACAGCGGAUGGUGGCAUGAGUCUGAAGAGGAAGAGGGGAAGGCCAUUCAAAUCACAACCCAAGACACCCUUGGCAGUGACCCAUGAGAAUGGAGAUGCAGGGCAGCAGAAGAACACUCCACCAAUAGUCAAUAAUGCAGAAAAGCUGCCAAAUACUAAUACUACUGUCAUGUAUCAAUCAGUAAAAGGAAAACGAGGCAAACGAGGGAAGCGACGUAAAAUAAAAAGCAUAAACAUCGUAUCUCCAGCACAAGCACAAGGUGGUAAAGAUUCAUCAUCGAAACAGAAACAAAAAGCAAAUGAGAAUGGGGGUUCGGCUUCAGAAGUAGUUGUUGUUGAGAAAUCAGCAGACACAAUGUCAAUGUCAAUGUCAAUCUCAAUCUCGGAUGAUCAACCUCUGUCCAGGUGGAUCGAAGGGAUGCAGCAGCAGCAGCAGCCUUCAGCAUCUGUGAGGAAACAGAUUGAAAAGCCGUCGUUUGAGAAACGAAGCACGCUUUGGGCAACAUUGGAAUCGAUGGAACUGUUCCGGAUGAUUCCACAAAAGCCGCAUUUCCGUCCGCUGGAGAAGGAGAAGGAAUGCACGCGCGAAGGACAAGCCAUCAGCAAAAUGGUAAACUACCUGCGGGUGGUGGAGGCCACCUCACAGAUGAAACUGGAGAGCCCAAGAAGCGCGUAUGAGGAUAACAUGGAGGCGCUGCUGGAAUUGGAAUCCCAUGGAUUUGAUGUCAAGGCUGUGAGAGAGCGGUUGAACGGGUUGCUUAAGAUCAAAGAGAAGCAGGAAGGGCUGGAACAAGAGUCGAAGAAAGUGAAAGAGAAAAUGGAGGCGGAAAGGGUUGAAGGGGUGAGGAUGGAUAAGGAGAUUGAGUUGGUGGAUAAACAGGUGGUGGCACUGCUGGAGAAACGUGCACAGGUGUUGAAGAAGAAGGAGAAAAAGGAUGCACAGGUUGUUGUCUUGGAAGCUGAGGUGGAUGGGAUUCAUCAAGGGAUCGCUCAGGCUAGACGUAACUUUGAUGACUUGGCUGCUGCUUCUCUUUGUGUUUCCUCUAUAUGAUGAUGCUCCAUGCAAGAAGAAGAAAAAGCGUUGUGUUUUUUUUUUUCUUAAUGUGUUGUGGUUGUGUUAGGGGGGGAUUUUAUUUAAAUACUUAAUGUGAUGCUUAUUUUCCAGUUAGACUUUUAGCUGCUAAAUUAAAUACUUAAAUCACCCACCUUAACAUUCACUGUUUGGUUAGCAGGGAAAUGUUCGGUUUGGAAUUGUUAUUUAUUUAUUUUUCUUUUUUUUGCCA